GCCCUUCCCUCCCUCCCUCCCUCCCUCCCUCAGCCACUCUCUCGGCGUCUAACUUUUCAUCCCUUCUUUCUCGAGUCCCUUCUCUGUUGUUGCCUUUCUUUCACGUUUUUCGUUUCGCCUGCGUUCCAAUCUCAGAUACCACUGCCGCCGCCACCGUAAACCACCGCCGCCGCCAGAUUGGGACUCAUGCCAAUGCUUCUGCUUCUGAUCUAAAGUCACAAGAUUCAUGUGGUUUAGCCUCUGUUGUAGUCUGUGAAGAUAAAGAUUUGUAUCGAUCACAAUGGUGUACUGCAGUCACUGUGCCAAAAAUGUCGCUGGCGAGCGACUAGAUGAUGGUUUCUUAUGUUGUGGAAGCUGUGGGAGGGUGUUGGAAGAUUACUUUUUUGCCGAGGAGCCUUCAUUUGUUAAGAAUGCAGCGGGGCAGAGUAAAUUAUCAGGCAAUUAUGUAAGAACAGUUCAAAGUGAGUACUCUGAAUCACGUCAAAGGACUUUAGAUAGAGCUUAUGAUGAAAUUAAAUAUUUAAGUUUCGGCCUUGGAGUUAAUGAUGAACAUAUGGCUGAACAAGCUUUGACCUUUUAUAAAAUAGCGCUUGAGCGAAAUUUCACCCGUGGACGUAAAUCAGAACAAGUACAUGCUGCUUGUCUCUACAUUGCAUUCCGGCACAACAAUAAACCAUACCUUCUUAUUGAUUUUUCAAAUUAUUUAAGGACAGAUGUUUAUGUGCUAGGAGCAGUUUUCUUGCAGCUUUGUCAAGUGUUAAGGCUUGGAGAGCACCCAAUUGUUCAAAAGCCUGUUGAUCCAAGUCUUUUUAUUCAUAGAUAUACCAAGAAUUUGUUAAAGCGAGGGAGUAAGGCUGUUUCGGAUACUGCACUGGCCAUUGUUGCAAGCAUGAAACGUGACUGGAUGCAGACAGGGAGGAAACCUAGCGGACUAUGCGGUGCAGCAUUAUACAUAUCUGCUCUUGCUCAUGGUAUUAAGUGCUCUAAGCCGGAUAUUCUUAAAAUUGUCCAUGUAUGUGAAGCAACAUUAACCAAACGAUUGGUAGAAUUUGAGGAUACAGAGUCUUCUAGCUUGACAGUUGAGGAGUUGAAUACAAUGGCAAAAGAGCAUGAAAAAAAUCCAACGAUAAUGCCAGAAGGUGGAUUAAAAGGAUGUAUUUCAAAAGAUCUACUGUGUGAGCACAAGGAGGAUAGUGGGGUGACCCAUUUUGCACUUGGAUUAUGUGAAGCAUGCUAUAAGGAUUUUGAUAAGCUCUCUGGUGGACUUGGUGGUGGUUUGGAUCCUCCUGCGUUCCAGCGUGCUGAGAGGGAAAGACUUAAAAAAACACUUCCAGAGGAGAGUGUCGAUGAAGCAUGUGCUUUGGCGAAUGCAUCAAAUGAUCAGUUUAAGAGCCACAAAGAAGAUUUGCCUGCCUAUGUGCCAGAAAGUAUUGGGGCUAAUGUUGAGCAUGAGGCCACUAAAGAUGGUAAAUAUGAUGAUUCACAUAGAGAAGAUGAAUCAGAAACUUUAUCUGAUAUUGAUGAUGAAGAAGUUGAUUUGUACAUUCAUGAUGAGGAGGGGAAGCAUAUCAAGAAGAUACUGUGGGAAACAGCAAAUAGGGAGUAUCUUGAGGAGCAGGCAGCCAAGGAAGCAGCUGCAGCAGCUAACAAGAAAGCUUUUGAGGCAAAAUUUGAAAACUGUUCGGAGGAUAUACUAGCGGCAAGAGAGCUUGCUGCAUCUUCUAUUGAAGCUGUGGCAAAAUCCAGAAAGGAAAUGAGACAGAAACGAGCCUAUGAGGCAAAAAAUACAAGGCCAGCUCAAUCUGCUGCAGAGGCCUUUGGCCAAAUGUCUAAUAAAAAAAGGAAUUUGCAGGGUCUCAAAUCUAAAGUCAAUUUUGAACUCCUGAAUGAAUUGUUUGAUGAAAUGGAUACGCAGGAAAAUACCGAUGGUCUCAAGAUACAGAAGAAAGUACGAUUUGAUUCGCCCCUAGAUAAACAUGACAAUUUACCGUCCAAGAUUGAGAACAAAAAUGAAGAUGAGAUGGGAUCAGUGGAUGAAUUCGAAGAUGAAGGUGAUAUGGGGGAGAUGUAUCAAAAUACUGAAAAUAUGGCUGAUAAAUAUUUCCCUGAGGAUGACGGUUUCAGCUAUAAUGACUAUAAUGAUUAUUACUGAAAUGUUGCUAGAUGAUCUUUCUGCUUUUAUUAUCUGAUUUUUUUAGCAACUCAUACUAAACAUGGCUGGCAGCAGUGGAAACGAAGAGAUUGUCAGAGAGACUCAGAAAUCUUUGGAAGCUAAGUUGCAAUCUGAUAAGCUAGUAUUCACUACAUGAGCUUUUCCUCCUCUUUUUUAAUGAUUCCACAUGCUUUAUAGAGAGCUUGGGAAUUAUUGUACCUGGAAAUUGUUAGGUAGGUAUUACCAGCCAUCAUUCUGCUUAACACAGAAUAGGGGUUAGAUUAUGUGUUUCAUUUUAAAUUAUACUUUUUACUAAAUAUGACAAACAGUUAAAUUGAUUAUUUAUGCUGAGUUUGUGUAGAAAUUCUCGCUA
Messenger RNA from Glycine soja, 2525 nucleotides. Its product is annotated as transcription factor IIIB 90 kDa subunit-like. Gene Ontology annotation, biological process: DNA-templated transcription initiation; transcription preinitiation complex assembly; transcription by RNA polymerase III. Bases 281 to 2152 code for a protein of 623 amino acids. Gene Ontology annotation, cellular component: transcription preinitiation complex; transcription factor TFIIIB complex; nucleus. Lineage: Eukaryota; Viridiplantae; Streptophyta; Magnoliopsida; Fabales; Fabaceae. The transcript is spliced from 20 exons. The record is from RefSeq and is a predicted model, not a curated record. Gene Ontology annotation, molecular function: TBP-class protein binding; RNA polymerase III general transcription initiation factor activity; RNA polymerase III type 3 promoter sequence-specific DNA binding.